Messenger RNA from Marmota monax (woodchuck), 2209 nucleotides. It is a transcript of the gene Cntd1, whose product is annotated as cyclin N-terminal domain containing 1. Gene Ontology annotation, biological process: reciprocal meiotic recombination. The transcript has 6 exons. NCBI's taxonomy places the organism in Eukaryota, Metazoa, Chordata, Mammalia, Rodentia, Sciuridae. The coding region runs from base 125 to 871 and encodes 248 amino acids. Gene Ontology annotation, cellular component: site of double-strand break. The record is from RefSeq and is a predicted model, not a curated record.
UUGGUUGCAUUUUGUAAAUGAGCUCUUCUUUCCUGUUUUGGCAGAGUUUAUUUUUCUCCUGUCUGAACAAUGGUGUUUGGAGAAAUCUGUGAGCUACCAAGCUGUAGAAAUCCUAGAAAGGUUUAUGGUUAAGCAGGCAGAGAACAUCUGUAGGCAAGCCACAAUCCAGCUGAGGGGUAAUGAGAAGACAGAGUCUCAGAAUUGGAGGGCUCUGAAAGAGCAGCUUUUCAAUAAGUUUAUCCUUCGCCUGGUGUCAUGUGUUCAGCUGGCCAGCAAACUUUCCUUCCACUACAAAAUAAUCAGCAACAUUACAGUCUUGAAUUUCCUCCAGGCUCUGGGGUAUCUAUACACUAAAGAAGAACUGCUGGAGUCAGAGCUUGAUGUUUUGAAGUCCCUGAACUUUCAAAUCAAUCUACCCACUCCCCUGGCAUAUGUAGAAAUGCUCCUCGAGGUUUUAGGAUACAAUGGUUGUUUGGUCCCAGCGACACAGCUGCAUGCAACCUGCCUGACCCUGCUUGACCUGGUCUAUCUUCUACAUGAACCCAUAUAUGAAAGUUUGCUGAGGGCUUCAAUUGAGAACUCUACGCCCAGUCAACUCCAAGGGGAAAAGUUUAUUUCAGUAAAGGAAGACUUCAUGCUGUUGGCAGUAGGAAUCAUUGCAGCAAGUGCUUUCAUCCAAAACCAUGAGUGUUGGAGCCAGGUUGUGGAACAUUUGCAGAGCAUCACUGGUAUUGCCUCGGAGAGCAUUGCUGAGUUCUCUUAUGCAAUCCUGACUCACAGCGUGGGAGCCAACACUCCAGGGCGACAGCAGCCUGUUCCUCCCCACCUGGCAGCCAGAGCUCUGAAGGCUGCUGCUUCCUCUAACACAUGAUGCAGGCUGAAUCCACCAAAUAUAAACAGCCUUCCAUCACUGUACUCACCCCUCCCUUUGUUUACUUUCAUACUCAGUGUACAAAAGUUCCAAGUCUCUUUUGAACUGUAUUUUGUAUUCCUUUUUUUUUUUUUUUUUUUGCAUAAUAGGGAUUGAAUGCAGGACCUUCUGUAUGCUAGGCAAAUGCUCCACUAUUGAGCUAUAUUCCCAAUACUUUUUAUUUUCCAUUUUGAAACAGGGUCUUGCUAAAUUGCCCAGGUUGGUCUCAAAUUUGGCAAUCUUCCUGCUUCAGUCUUCCAAGUAGCUGGAUUAUGGUGAGUGCCACCACACCUGGCUGUUAUUCCAAAUUCAUGCACAUUUUCUUACAUCAGAGAGUCAGGGUGGAUAAGAAUGUCCUUUUUGUCAUAUAAAACUAAAAGUGUCAAAGAGCUUGGAGGAUAUAGAUUAGUGAAGUUGGUUCAUUUUUAUUUAAGAGUAUAUUCAUAGCUUUUGACUUAAUUUCAUUAAUCGGGACAAUAAGACAUAGAGAUUAGCAUAACUGGAGUCUCAAAACAGAGUAUCUGGGUGACCUUGACUAAAUAUCAAGGAGACAGUGUUUAUUUAUUUCUACUUAGUUUAAUGUCUCUCUCUGUUAUCAAGGUCUACACAAACAGGGCUUUCUCUAUAGCUAUUUUCACUACUUUUUUUUUUUCUAAAACCAUACCAUCUCUAAACAUGUUUCAAAAGAAUUUCCACAUACCUGCACUUGAAUUCAAUUCUCCCAGAAUACAAAGUACUCUAUUUUAGUUAAAGAAAAACUCAACAGUACACCUCUGGACAGUUAUUAGACUAUAGCAAAAUUUUAUUACAAAUAAAUUUCUCCAUAAUGUCUCAAACAGUAUCAAACACCAUUUCAUAACGUUAUUCUUAACACAGAGCAAAAUAGGCAUUCAGUACUUGAACUGAGUGAGAAGUGUUAAAUUUCAAGCUUCUGAUCACAUCACAUGGUGACCAGGCAAAGCUUAGAUGUCAUUUUCCCACGUUAUCCAACUGUGUAUUUCAAACAUCUCAUCCUCUCAGUGGAGACAAAAGCUUGUAUUUCAUAUUUUAAGUGCAGGAAGUUGAGAGAGAUAAAAUCCAGUGAAAACACAUCAGUCUCAGUUCAACUCAAAAAAAAAAAAAAAAAAGCAAACUUAAAUUAGUUGUUUUUUCAGGGGAUAAAGGGAAGAGAAGGCAUGGGAUUAGGAGCAAAAUUGUGACAAGGGCUGGUAACUAUACAUGGCAUGUUGUAGCUCUGGAAAUUAUCUGUCAUAUGAUAUUUUAAAAUAAAGUGGCUUUUAUCUCUUUUGGUAUUGUAAA